Messenger RNA from Hyla sarda, 2612 nucleotides. Its product is annotated as mucin-3B-like. The record is from RefSeq and is a predicted model, not a curated record. The transcript has 11 exons. NCBI's taxonomy places the organism in Eukaryota, Metazoa, Chordata, Amphibia, Anura, Hylidae. The coding region runs from base 309 to 1055 and encodes 248 amino acids.
CCCCCUUUGUGUCUAAUGCGAUAUUGGGGAACUUUGUUAUAUUUUAUGAAAUCACAAAAGAGACGAGAUGCACAGGGGUGACCACAAAUGAACGGCCAAUAAAGAAAGAAAGAGGUCUGACUACUGAUCAAAUAACAAAUAGAUGUCUAAACGGGGGAAUAUAUGAUGGAAUUAAAUGCAUUUGUCCAGAUAUUUACUAUGGUCCAAUUUGUGAAACUAUCGUAGAUAGACUUCCUCCUGUGAAGACUGUUGACACCAGUGUGAAGGUGGAGCUAAAGAUCAAUAAUAGGCAAUUUGAUGAGAAUCUGAUGAACAAUCAAUCAGACGAAUACAAAGAAUUUGAGAAGGAGUUUAAAGAUUUGAUGAAAGACGUCUAUUCAGAUUUGGUCGGUUAUAAAGAUGUAGAAAUUGUGGAAUUAAAGGCCGGGAGCAUCAUUGUGGACCAUCUUGUGAUUGUGGAGGUUGAAUACAAAGAAGACAUGACCAUGGAGGAAGAAUACAAAAACAUCUUACAGCAAGUCACUGUAACAGUGAAUACGGUGAAGGAAUCUUUCCAGAACUGCACAGAUGUCGGUAGUAGUUUUUGUUUUGAUUCACAGUAUGGAAAUGUUACAGAAGUGGAAAUACCAAAUACUGAUUUUUGUGACCGAAAACUUGGUGAUGAUAUUAAAGAUUUUUACACUCAAAUAGUUACACCUGAAGGUCUGGCCUGCAUUUCGCAUUGUGAUACAUUAUCUACAAAAUACGUAGACUGUAACGGUGGUCAAUGUGUGAUACAGACAACAGGUCCACAGUGCUUUUGUCCAAGGACAGAUCUCUACAUGUACACAGGCUCUAGGUGCAUGGGAAAAAUACUAAAAUCAGGACUUUAUGGAGGCAUCGGAGCGGCCAUUGGUGUCCUCGUAAUUAUUGUUGCCACUGUGGGAUUCCUCUUAUGUAGAAAAAAGAAGACGACAAAUCGGGACACUGAAAAGGACAAUGUUAACCAGUACGAGUAUAUAGAACACGAGUUUAACCGUGACAAUGGAAGAAACAACCCCGCAAUGAGAAUUUGAUGAGGACGGUUGAGAUCCAGAGGCCUGAAGUCUCUAUUGCAUAAAAUAUCAACACAACUAACAAGAAAUUACCGAGGACCAUUUGGGAAGAAAUAUUCAAUAAAGCAAGAAAACACAAAGACGCAUCACAAUGAACUGAAGGACCUAGAAAAGAAUAGCAGUUCAUGGUAUCAGAUGCUUUAGAAGUUGGUGAAUCCUCACCACUGGGGUCUUAUUUCCAGUAUAAUUGUCUCCUCUACUUCUUGGACAAUUAGAGGAUGGACAAUCCAACCAGAUCUACCUACAUCUGAAAAAAAAAAACUAUGUAGAAUGUGUUUUAAACCCUAUAGUAAUAUGUUUAAAAAUCUAAAAUGUUAAUUCUAAUUGUGCAAACAAUUAGGACAUUUGUCACUUUUUUGAUACCAUGUAGAAUCAACUCCAGCCAUGAUACAGCACCAAGUAGGGAGUGCAUGACAAUAGGUUUUAAAAUGUAUUUAGUUUAGUUUUGUUUUCUAAAAGAACAUAAAACACAGAGCAGGAUACUCUAACAUGUUUCGGUCACUUCUGGUCUUUAAACAUUACUAAGGUCUGGAAGUGUUUGAAAUAUGUUGGCUUAUUUUGUCUUGUGAUUUAUGCCAUCCAGAAACCUCAAAUAAACUGUAAAUGGAACAACAUAAAACGCAGAACAGGUUACCCCAAAGUGUUUCGGUCACUUCUGGCAUGAAGUCAUGAUGACUGAGGUCUAGAAGUGUUUGAGAUAUGUUGGCAUAAUCUGUUCUGUCAUUUAUGACAUCCAGAAGACACAAAUAGACUGAACAGCAUAAAAAACACAGAACAGGUUUUUGCAACGCAUUUUGUUCACUUCUGGCCUUUAUUCAUGACAAGACAUCCGGAAGUGUUUGAAAUAUGUUGACAUAAUUUGUCCUGUGAUUUAUGCCAUCCAGAAGACACACAUAAACUGGAAACUGAACAACAUAAAACACAGAACAGGUUACUCCAACAUGUUUCUGUUACUUCUGGCCUUUAGUCAUGAUGAAUAAUGUCCAGAAGUGUUUGAAAUACAUUGGCAUAACUUGUUCUGUGAUUUAUGCCAUGUAGAAGCCACAAAUAAACCAAUAAUGUUUAAUAUCAAUUGUGAAACCUCUUUAUUUGCCACUUUUUCACCACUUUUUUUGAAAAAAAGUGGGUGGAGCUUACAGCUGAAAUUUACUUCAGUCCCUAAUUGGCAGACAGAAAGUCAAAUAUGCGCCAAAUUCUGCGCUUAAUUAUUUAGGAUAUCAUACUAUCAUGAUAUCAUGAUUUGGGCCUACGGUUUAUGAUGAAUUCCAUCUGUAUCUUUCUUCCUGAUUUUCUAAAUUCUGGCUAGUCUCUGUCACUGUGGUGGACCAUACAGAGUACGGCACAGACCAUAUGGCUUAAGACAAAGCCAAAACUAUUCGUCGGCUUUGUGUUCAUCGUGUCACUGUCACCUUAUCUAUAAUUAUUUUUACCAAACUUUUUGGGCCGAAUUAUUUUAAAGCAAAAUUGUAUAUAAAUGUUCUAAAUAUGAAUGCAAACUAUUAAAUUAUUAUUUUUUAA